CUCCUUCUUCUUCUUCUUCAAAUUUCUAGAGAGAGAAAGAAGAUUUGCCAGCGAAGAACUCUGUGGCAGUCACGACAGUUGUGCAGAGAGAGAAACUUAUACGUAUAUAUCUAUAUCUAUCUAUAUAGAGAGAGAAAGAGAUAAGGCGCAGGACCGACGUGUAAAGGAGCCGUCCAACCGCCUUUAUCGGCCAGGCCGUAUACGGUUUCUCCGACUCUAUUCUUCCUUCUUUGGAGGAUGGACGGUCAUUACCUUCUCGGAGCGGUUUUGGCUUUGCUAUUCACAUUGCUCUUCUUCUACAACCUCUUCGCCAAGAGAAAUGACGCCAGGUCGUAUUCGCCGGAGAUCGAUGGAAACGCAUCUGGUGAUUACAGAUCGGAUAACGGAAGAAUAGAUGCAGAUGUUAUCAUCGUUGGCGCUGGUGUCGCUGGUGCCGCUCUCGCUCAUACACUUGGCAAGGAUGGCCGUCGUGUUCAUGUGAUCGAAAGAGACCUAACUGAGCCAGACAGAAUAGUCGGAGAAUUGCUGCAACCUGGCGGUUACUUGAAAUUGAUUGAGUUAGGACUUGAAGAUUGCUUAGAAGGAAUUGAAGCUCAGCGAAUAUUCGGAUAUGCUCUUUUCAAGGAUGGGAAGAGUACUCGUCUCGCUUAUCCUCUAGAGAAGUUCCAUUCAGAUAUCUCCGGUAGAAGUUUCCACAAUGGUAGAUUCAUUCAGAAAAUGCGAGAGAAAUCCAAUUCCCUUCCAAAUGUUAGAUUGGAGCAAGGAACUGUAACCACACUACUAGAAGAAAAGGGUACCAUUAGAGGCGUACAGUAUAAGAACAAGAACGGGGAUGAAUUAACUGCUUACGCACCUCUAACAAUAGUUUGCGAUGGUUGUUUUUCGAAUCUGCGAAGAACUCUUUGUACACCCAAGGUUGAAAAUCCUUCUUGUUUCGUUGGUUUGGUGUUGGAGAAUUGUAACCUACCACAUUCAAACCAUGGACAUGUUAUAUUAGCAGAUCCAUCUCCAAUACUGUUUUACCCAAUAAGUAAUUCAGAAGUUCGUUGUCUAGUCGAUGUUCCUGGUCAAAAAGUUCCCUCAAUUUCAUCUGGUGAAAUGGCAACGUAUUUGAAGAAUUCCGUAGCUCCUCAGAUUCCACCUGAACUGUAUGAUGCUUUCAUCGCCGCCAUUGAAAAGGGUAACAUAAGAACAAUGCCUAACAGAAUCAUGCCUGCUAAUCCUCAGCCAACUCCUGGUGCUUUACUUAUGGGAGACGCCUUUAACAUGCGCCAUCCUUUAACUGGAGGAGGAAUGACAGUUGCAUUAUCAGACAUUGUUCUUCUUCGCAAUCUUCUUCGAUCAUUACCUGACUUAAACGAUUCAACCACCUUAUGCAAAUACCUAGAAUCCUUCUACACUCUCCGAAAGCCGGUGGCAUCUACGAUAAACACACUGGCGGGUGCUCUUUACAAGGUAUUCUGUGCUUCACCGGAUGAAGCAAGGAAGGAAAUGAGGGAAGCUUGUUUCGAUUAUCUAAGCCUUGGUGGAAUCUGUUCGAGUGGGCCUGUAUCUUUGUUAUCUGGUUUGAACCCUCGACCGAUAAGCCUGUUUCUUCAUUUUUUCGCGGUUGCAAUUUACGGUGUUGGCAGAUUGUGCUUGCCUUAUCCAUCUCCAAAACGAAUAUGGCUUGGUGUUAGGCUGGUUUUGGGUGCUUCUGGAAUAAUCUUUCCAAUUAUUAAAGCUGAAGGAGUUAGGCAGAUGUUCUUCCCAGCCACGGUUCCUGCAUAUUACAGAGCUCCACAUGUUCAUUGAAUGCAAUAUAACUAGAGGAUUAAGACAAUAAAGCAAGAAUCAAUGGCCCUAGUUAAGGUGGGAUUGAAGAAGAUAUGAUUUUGCUUAUGAAAUUUACAAAAACAAAACAAAAAUGUAGAAAAAAGUGCACAGAAUUCACUAAUGUUUUGUUUGCUAUAGUCAUUUGUUAUUUUACUUCGAUUUAAAUCACUGUAUACAUAAACUUGUAUUCUAUCUUAAUGUGAGAAAUGAAUUUCUUGUUAAAUUAUUUAAUUAAAU
This is a messenger RNA of Impatiens glandulifera, 2052 nucleotides long. RefSeq names its product squalene monooxygenase SE1-like. The record is from RefSeq and is a predicted model, not a curated record. Gene Ontology annotation, biological process: sterol biosynthetic process. Gene Ontology annotation, cellular component: membrane; endoplasmic reticulum. The transcript has 5 exons. Gene Ontology annotation, molecular function: squalene monooxygenase activity; flavin adenine dinucleotide binding. The coding region runs from base 238 to 1794 and encodes 518 amino acids. NCBI's taxonomy places the organism in Eukaryota, Viridiplantae, Streptophyta, Magnoliopsida, Ericales, Balsaminaceae.